Anopheles aquasalis is the source of this 1445-nucleotide messenger RNA. RefSeq lists its product as uncharacterized. The record is from RefSeq and is a predicted model, not a curated record. Lineage: Eukaryota; Metazoa; Arthropoda; Insecta; Diptera; Culicidae.
CACGUGCGGAAGAAGAAGACGAUGACAGCGCGCCCAGCCGUUCAAAGAUCGGUUUCGGAGGAGUUUUUGGAAAACCGCGCGUUAUCAUCAAACUGAUUACGGAAUGUCCUACGCGUAUCUACACCAUAUCGUUAAGGACACGAAGCGCCGCAUUGAAAACGAAAGCAGACGUCUUCCUCCUGCCGAAGACUCCAGUGAAGACGAAUACCGGCUCCAGCUGAAACAUCUCCGAUGCAAGGAAAGGAAUAUAGUCAAAGAAACGUUCUUGAAGCAAGAAUGGAACAUCGGCAGUGCUCACGUCCUUGCGAUGUUGCAAGACGCUGGAAUAUUAACGGCCAGCGAAUUCAUCCUGAGCUUGGCGUGCCCGGACUUAACCCAACAAAUCAUGAACGAUCUCCUGGAAACGGAGUACUCGCUUCUGGCACAUCUAGUCAAAUUUGCCUUCAAAGACAAUCAUCUUUCGGUCACCCUUACGAAAGUGCUGGAGGAAUGCUUUAGCGGGUUGCUGAACGAUUUGAAAGACAAUCCCAACAUAAUUCCAUGCAACUAUCUCGCAGAGCUUAAAGCGUACCUGCCAUCCGAGGAGCUGGCCCUGGUUCGUAACGAACAUUUGCAGCUGCUCUUGAUGGACCCGGACCAAUCCGGUUCGUUGGACGAAGCGAUACGUGAACAGGACCGUUGGCGUACUGAACUGGAAGAGAUCAAAGACACCGUUCUCGGCAGUAUGCUUCGAGAAGUUUUACCAAACGGUACCUGCUUAUUGGCAUUGUUAAAAAAGAUGCUGGAUAGCUGCGGAAUUAUUUCGCUCAAGUAUGCCCUUCAUCUAAUGAGAUCACUUUCGAAACGAGUUGGAGAUGAUAAUGACAACAUAAGAGCUAUGAAGGAGUGGAUGAAAACAUUAUUCACUGAAACGGUCGCUACGGGGCUGAAGAGCAAAUUACAGCUAAUGUUGGUAUUAGCGCGUGAAAUUUGUUCCGCAAACCAACACGUGCUCGGGUCUUAUUCCGUGUGGUACAAGCAAACGAUUGGAGAGAUGAAAUACGGUGGCAUGAAAAAGGAUCAGUUCCUAAGGAUGCUAGAAAUGUUGACGGAGAUAUUGCCAAGUGAAACAAAUUUAGAGGUGCUAAAGGUCCAUUCUACGAUCGGUAUUUCGGCACCGAUACGAUGCAACGAGUAUGUUCUCAAUUACAAACAACUAUGCCGUGCCAGAAUAGCAGAAUUACACACACUCUACACUCAAGUCGAUGCUAAUGGUAGCAUCAUUAUUGAUGAUUGAAUGAGUUGUUAGUGGCAAAUAAUGUUCAGUUUAUUUGAUUAUAUCAGCACAUACAGCAGUAUGAGAUUCAUAUAGGCACUGCAUUUCAACCCCUCAUCAUGUGGAAAAGACUCUGUCUAAAGCACAAUGCUAAACAACCGAUUAAAUCCCGCAUUUCCCAGCAACAGUC